AUGAGUUCAUCUCUGCUUGCGACGAAGAAGCGGAAACAGUUUUCGCUAAGCGAGAAAGUCGAUAUUCUUCGGCAACUGGAAGAAGGCAAAAAACAGGCUGUUGUGGCCAAAGAACUUGGAGUGGCGCGUUCCACAAUUGCCACGAUCCUGAAAGAUAAGGACAAAAUAAUGAAGUGCCAGGAUCAAUCGCAACUUGCCCCCUCAAGGAAGCGACUGUGGCUCGGUGACUUCCAGCCGAUAGACUCCGCGGUGCUCACAUGGUUCAAAGACGUAAGAGCCCAGAACGUGCCCGUGUCGGGCCCACUGAUUCAGGAGAAGACGCGACAGUUUGCUGCAAUUUUGAAUGUAACAGACUUCGAAGCAUCUUCUGGUUGGCUCCACCGUUUUCGCCAGCGAAAUGCGAUCACCUGGCAGACUGUGUCCGGUGAGGAGAAGGCAGCAGACGAAGCGGCAGCGUCCACGUGGCGGGAAGAGAAGUUUAGGGAAAUAAUGGAGUCAUACAGUGCGGCCGAUAUAUUCAAUGCCGAUGAGACGGCCUGCUUCUACCAACUUUAA
Molecule: messenger RNA, 555 nt
Organism: Rhipicephalus sanguineus (brown dog tick)
Lineage: Eukaryota; Metazoa; Arthropoda; Arachnida; Ixodida; Ixodidae
Product: tigger transposable element-derived protein 6-like
Exons: 1
Coding region: 1-555 (184 amino acids)
Cellular component (GO): nucleus
Molecular function (GO): DNA binding
Source: RefSeq, a predicted model, not a curated record